Molecule: messenger RNA, 2289 nt
Organism: Empidonax traillii (willow flycatcher)
Lineage: Eukaryota; Metazoa; Chordata; Aves; Passeriformes; Tyrannidae
Gene: HAUS6
Product: HAUS augmin like complex subunit 6
Biological process (GO): spindle assembly
Cellular component (GO): HAUS complex; mitotic spindle microtubule
Molecular function (GO): microtubule binding
Source: RefSeq, a predicted model, not a curated record
CGAGACGGGUUCCCGCGCGGCCGGGCAGCCAUGGGCGCCGUGUGGGAGAGGGAUCACCUCUGUCUCUACUUGCUGGCCCUGGGCUUCGAGCCCGGCCACGAGAGCGUGAACUUGGGACGGAACAUGUUUGAUAAACCAAACAACAAAGCGUUUUCUGUCAUUGCCCGCUUCUUGUUUACCAAGCUGGAUAAGGACCGUGCGAAAAAAACUUUGCAAAAUGAUGAAGUGCCAAUAAGAGCUACUCAAUUUAGGAAGAAUUGCUGUGACUGGCUAAGAGAAAUUUCAAAUGAUGAGAAAAUCAAUAUUCCAAAGAUUACACCUUCAUCACUGAUUUCUCCUGUUGGUGCUAAAUUUGUUCACGCGCUCUACAAGCUUGCAAGAUAUGUAAUGAUUGUGCAUGUGAAAAAGUUCUCUGUGGGCACUUGUAUACCAUUUGCUGAAGCUAUAACAUUGAGACCUGAGGACUUGUACAUUGCAAAAGCAAGACAUAGAGUUGGAUACAAUAAACUGCUGCAAAUUCUUCAAAAGACAGACAUUGUUAUUCAAGAAUAUGUGAAAAAAGCACAGGUUUUAAUUAAAGAAAUAAGAGAGACAAAGUUUAAGUAUGCAGCCAUGCAGAGACAGUCUUCAAGGAUGAAACAAAAUGACCAGAACAAAAGUGACACAAUUGUGAGAAUUGAAAAGGUCCGCCGUAUGUGGACACUUAUAAUGGAAAUGCUUACAUCUCUGAAAAAGGAUAAGGAAGUUGUGGAUUCUGUACUUGAAACUUGUGUUCAUCAGUGUAUUUUAAAUGGAAGUGAUGUUGUUUUGAGAGUUCCAAAUUUGCUGGCUCACAAAAUUGAAAAUGAUGAAAGUUUUUCAGGAAAUAUGUAUGAAGAUGGAAAAUUAGAUUUCUUAGCAGUCAUUCAUGUGUUAAAUGAAGGCUUGAGGAUGUUGAGAAGUGAACACCAUCUGUCUGAAUUAAAAGAACUUCACAGGAUUGAGAACAUGAUUAAAAACUGCAAUAGAUUACUACAGGAUUUGAACACAGAGAGGCUAGAAAGAGAGCAACAAUGUGUGUCAGUGUGUGAAUCUAUUUCUAGAAAAGAGGAAGACUGGGAAAUGAAGUGGAAAACAUUUCUUGGCCAGCAUUCUUUUAAUUUCAUCUUUAAAGAAGAUCUAGAACCUAGUUCAACAGCUUCACCACCCUGCUCUCCUAGUCUUCCAGAAGAAGAUGAAGACAGUGACUUCCAUCAACAUCUAGUACCAAUUUCAGGUAGUUUUGACUCUCUUCAUAAAGAAGAUUGUGAGAAAGAUGAGGAAGCUUUGGACACUAUGAUGGAUAAGUCAUUACCACCACCAAAAUGGAUCUCUUCAGUGAUGUUGGCAGUACCUGAAAACAGAGACGUCGUGAUCAAAAAUCAUUUGCAUACGGAAACUUGUGGGGGAAAUAAAAAACCUGUGCCUCUGAAUAUCCUAAAAAAUGGAAAGGAAAAAAUGCAAAAGAGUUCAGAUGAAGAUGUUACCCUGGCAAAGUGCCCUGUGGAAAAAGAAGACCUUCUUGAGAAAGCCAGAGAUGAACUGGCAGAAGAGGUUGCAAAGGCUGUGAUGUCUGAGUCACCUGGCAUUGCUGAAGAAAAAGGAAUGUCAUUAGAUGAUCUCAUUAGCUCACUGUGUUUUAACCCAUUUUUAACAAGGAGAGAAAUUCCCCGAACUCCAGAAAAGCUGUGUAAUGAAACUGGCUACAUGGGGAUAUGGGAUGAGACACUUCCAGAAUAUCUCAACUUGUCUCCAGGCUUAGAGUCUGAUUUUGCUAUCAGUGCAAAUGUAACAAGUAAUUCAGAAAAUAAUGGGGAUAUUGGAAAAUCAGACCUACCUCUACAGUCCCUGUCCAACUCACAUAAAGCGAAAAAGAUGGCAUCUGAAAGUGAAGAAGAGCUGCAUCAAACACAUAAUGGAGGUGAACCUGAAAGCUAUAGAUCAGACCUAAGUCCUGCACCAGAAGAAAGAAAGAAAUAUGAAUUUUGCAGUCCUGUAGUAGUAUUCUCCUUGGAUAAAGAAUUUAUCAAGACACCAUUGCCAAAAUCUAAUAAAAGAAGAUACUCCCUGCCAUGUUUGCUGAUAUCCUCUGAACAACUGGAGGAAAUGGCAUCAAUGGCACAUAAUAUCCCAUUAGAUCUAUGUAGUGGGUUUCUGUGGCUAGGUUUUUUUGGUAGCAGGGGGGCUACGAAAGGAGACUGUGAACGAGGCCGGGACCAAGAUCGAGGUCGAAAUCGUGGUCGAAACCACUUUAUUGGUCUGCCUCUAUAG